ACACUAAGUUUAUACUAAUCUAAGAAAUAGAAGAAAUCUGAGGACCAAGCUAUGCAGAAGUAGCCCACGAACCAGACAGGCAGAGGGACCCAGCAGAGACUGGCAGAGCCUUUUAGUCAUCACAUUCCACUAGAAACUCCCAGAUGAAACCAGAUGAAAAAGCACUUCAACAAUGCCCCUAAACAACUGCUGGAACCACAAACUCAGAAACACGGCAAGAGAUCAUAAUUGAAAUAUGGCUCAGAGUGACUUCCUCUACCCAGAGAACCCACGGAGGCGGCAGGAAGUAACCCGUCUUCACCAGCAGCUCCUUGACUGCUUAUCUGACAGCUUCCAGGCCACCAAUAAGCUCAUAGAUGUCUUGAACGUGCACUUGGGCUGCAGGCUGGCCUCCAUUGAAAUGAAAAGAGAUGGUACCAUAAAAGAAAACUGUGAUAUCAUCAUCUAUGCUGUGACAAAAAUCCAAAAGGAACUGCAAAAGGUUGAUGAAGCACUAAAAGAUAAACUAGAGCCAACCCUUUAUAGAAAACUUCAAGAUAUUAAGGAACGGGAAACAGAGAAAAUUGCAAUAGUACAAAAGGUUAUUUCAGUCAUCCUGGGAGAAGCCACCUCCGCAGCCAGUGCUGUGGCUGUUAAACUCGUAGGCUCGAACAUCACAACUGGCAUAAUUAACAAGUUGGUCACUGUGUUAGCUCAAAUUGGCACUUCUCUCCUUGGUAGUAUUGGAGUUGCUGUUCUUGGCCUUGGCAUAGAUAUGAUCUUCCGUGCUAUCCUGGGAGCAGUGGAGAAAACACAGCUUCAAACAGCCAUCAAAAGCUAUGAGAAGCAUCUGGUGGAGUUCAAGUCAGCCUCAGAAAAAUAUAAUAAUGCCAUCAUUGAGGUCACCAAUACAGUGGAAUACCAAAUGAAAUGAACAGUCGUUUUACUUGUCAAUGGAAUGUUCUGCUUCCUUCUAAAUAACAGUGUUUGCUUUUUUGACUAGGUUCCUUUUCCACAUGCUUCCAAUAUGGACAUAAAUAGGGUAAACAAUUUAGAAAAGAAACUGGAGAUGCUAAAACUAGAUGACUCUUGAGUUGUGUAUUAACAAUGAAUACCUGGAUCUGUUGGUGCUAAAGCCUUCCAGAUAAAAGAUUAUAUCCCAGAAUGCUUUCUAACUCUCUUCUACAAAUCUACAUUAGGGUAAAUGCUAUUAUACAGCAGGGGGUGUAGGGAUUACUUCUAAAUUCCUGUUAUAAUCCUUAAAACGUAAAUCAAAUGUAGAGAUUUUCAUUUCUAUCAUCAGCUUCUAACAACACUUAGUUCUAAAGAAAUAUUCUUGCCAGGCAUGGUGAUGUACAUCUGUAAUCCCUGCACUGAGGAGGCUGAGGCAGGAGGAUCACCAAGUGUUUGAGGCCAGCCUGUAUAGCUACAUAGUGAGUUCAAGGACAGCCUGAAACUACAUAGGGAGACCCUG
Messenger RNA from Heterocephalus glaber (naked mole-rat), 1453 nucleotides. RefSeq names its product single-pass membrane protein with coiled-coil domains 3 (gene Smco3). Lineage: Eukaryota; Metazoa; Chordata; Mammalia; Rodentia; Bathyergidae. The record is from RefSeq and is a predicted model, not a curated record.